Arthroderma uncinatum is the source of this 1008-nucleotide messenger RNA. RefSeq lists its product as uncharacterized. The coding region runs from base 1 to 1008 and encodes 335 amino acids. Gene Ontology annotation, cellular component: cytoplasm. Gene Ontology annotation, molecular function: GTP binding; GTPase activity. The transcript has 9 exons. Gene Ontology annotation, biological process: cytoplasmic translation. NCBI's taxonomy places the organism in Eukaryota, Fungi, Ascomycota, Eurotiomycetes, Onygenales, Arthrodermataceae. The record is from RefSeq and is a predicted model, not a curated record.
AUGGCGACCACAGUGGACAAGAUCAGGGAAAUUGAGGCCGAAAUGGCCAAAACCCAAAAGAACAAAGCCACCUCGUUUCAUUUAGGACAAUUGAAAGCUAAGCUUGCGAAGCUAAAGCGAGAACUGCUUACUCCCUCGGGUGGAGGCGGUGGUGGAGGAUCUGGUUUCGAUGUUGCGCGUACCGGUGUUGCCAGUGUUGGCUUUAUUGGAUUCCCAUCCGUGGGUAAAAGUACUCUGAUGAGCAAGCUGACGGGCCAACAUUCCGAAGCCGCCGCAUAUGAAUUCACAACCCUUACCACUGUCCCCGGUCAGGUCCAAUAUAACGGCGCAAAGAUCCAGAUGCUUGAUCUUCCUGGAAUCAUUCAGGGUGCCAAGGACGGCAAAGGUCGAGGAAGACAAGUCAUUGCCGUUGCGAAGACGUGUCAUCUUAUCUUUAUCGUUCUGGACGUUAACAAGCCGUUGACGGAUAAGAAGGUUAUCGAGAGUGAACUGGAAGGGUUUGGGAUACGAAUUAAUAAGGAGCCUCCGAAUAUUGUCUUUAAAAAGAAGGAUAAGGGUGGACUUGCCAUCACAAACACGGUGCCUUUGACUCAUAUUGACCAUGGUGAAAUCAAAGCCGUCAUGAACGAAUACAAAAUCUCCUCAGCGGAUAUAGCUAUCCGAUGUGACGCUACAGUCGACGAUCUAAUUGACGUUCUCGAAGCCCGCAGUCGUUCCUAUAUACCUGUGAUCUACGCCUUGAACAAAAUCGACUCGAUCUCAAUAGAGGAGCUGGAUCUACUAUACCGUAUCCCCAACGCCUGCCCUAUCAGUUCAGAGCGAGGAUGGAAUAUAGAUGAGCUCUUGGAACUUAUGUGGGAGAAGCUCAACCUGAGGAGAGUUUAUACAAAGCCCAAGGGCAAGAAUCCAGAUUAUAAUGAGCCAGUGGUUUUGAGGAGUACUGCUUGCACUGUUGAAGAUUUCUUUACGGCCGAUCCGUCAAACAUCAACCUCAACGAGUUGGGUUAA